AGAAGGUUUCAAAAGCAUAGACAGAACAAAACAGAGCACUCAAUGUUCGGUUCCAUGCAAUGGCAAUCUCAGGCUCAGACAGACACUCCAACCAAACUGACUGCUCCGUUCGAAACCCACUGCGUUAUAUGCGAGUCUUGCGGCUUCACCGAGGAAUGCACCGUCGCUUACAUCAUGCGCGUCCGGGAGCGUUACCAGGGCCGUUGGAUUUGCGGCCUAUGCAUCGAAGCCGUCAAAGACGAGGCCCUGAGAUCGGCGACACUCAUCUCCACGGAGGAAGCGUUGGAGCGACACAUCCGCUUCUGUGAGAAGUUUAGGGCGUGGAAUCCUUCGGAUGAGACGGAACAUCCUAUUUUUGCCAUGGGGAGGAUUCUUCGUCGAAGCCUGGAUUCGCCCAGAGCUCUUAGGACUAAAUCUAGUAGCGCGUUGCCUGGACUCGAAGGAGUUAAGCCCCCUCCUAUGCUUCGAUCUGAAAGUUGUUUCUCGGCUCUUUCUACCUGAAUUAUAU
Hibiscus syriacus is the source of this 508-nucleotide messenger RNA. RefSeq lists its product as uncharacterized. The transcript has a single exon. The coding region runs from base 43 to 501 and encodes 152 amino acids. Lineage: Eukaryota; Viridiplantae; Streptophyta; Magnoliopsida; Malvales; Malvaceae. The record is from RefSeq and is a predicted model, not a curated record.